UAGCAACUCUAAAUGAGUCGUAGCAGUGAAACUGAAACAGAAUCAGAAACAGGAAAAGCAACAGCAGCAGUUGUCGUUCAAGUUGAGCUUCACUUGUCGAUUACAUCCCUCGCUAUGUUCCUUCUCAAGACAUGGAGAUCAACUGCUUUUGGUGUCUAUGGUUAUCUCAACUUCACCAAACCUGCUUAUCUGGAUCAUGCUAAGAAAUUCAAACCAGGGGAAAUGGAUAUACAAAUAACAGGGAAGAAUUGCAUUGUUACUGGAGCUAACUCUGGAAUUGGCUAUGCAACUGCUGAGGGUCUUGCAAGACGUGGUGCCACUGUCUAUCUUGUGUGCCGGAAUAAGGAGAGGGGAGAGGCUGCACUUUCCGAAAUUCAAACCAAAACCGGCAAUCAGAAUGUACAUUUAGAGAUUUGUGACCUUUCAUCUGUUGCAGAUAUCAAGUCAUUUGCUUCCAGGUUUUCUAAAAAGAAUAUGCCAGUUCAUGUGUUGGUUAACAAUGCAGGGUUACUUGAGCAGAAACGAGUUACCACGUCCGAAGGGUUUGAGUUGAACUUUGCUGUAAAUGUGUUAGGCACUUAUGCCAUGACAGAAUCGAUGGUACCAUUACUAGAGAAAGCAUCCCCGGAUGCGCGCGUCAUUACAGUUUCAUCUGGUGGAAUGUAUACUACUCCCUUGACCAAAGAUCUUCAGUUUUCUGGGAGCAAUUUCGAUGGGGUUGAACAAUAUGCUCGAAAUAAGCGAGUUCAGGUUGCCCUGACAGAGAAGUGGGCCGAAACAUAUAAAGACAAAGGGAUAGGAUUUUACUCAAUGCAUCCAGGUUGGGCUGAAACUCCUGGAGUUGCUAAGAGUUUGCCAAGCUUCAAUGAGAAGCUUGCUGGAAAGCUUAGAACAAGGGAAGAAGGUGCAGACACAGUUGUUUGGUUGGCAUUACAACCUAAAGAGAAAUUGGUCUCAGGUGCAUUUUACUUUGAUAGAGCCGAAGCUCCAAAGCACCUUCCGUUGGCCGCGACCAGUGGUUCUCAUACCUUGAUCAACUCACUUGUUGAAGAUCUUCAUUCAAUUGUUUCUCCUUUUCCAUAAUAGGUACUAGGUAGAGAGUAUAUCUGUUUCUCCAACACAAAUUCACAGGAAAAAGAAAAUGAAGUUUAGGAAGUUUUCUCCAAAAAGCUAUAGAGAUCCCUCAUGUAUGAGUGAGUACUCAGGUGAACAUGGUUUCAAAUUCUUGCAGUUGUGUUAUGAUGCAGAAUUGUUGCAAGAAAAGGUAAAUGUAACAGCUGUAGUUACUAUCUGGGCAGUAUCUGUGACAUGAUGUAGUUAUUGAAAUGAAUGCAGAUAAUGAUGUGAUAUCAAAAGUGAAAACCUCAAUCAUAAGUUACACCAAUUUCACAUA
This is a messenger RNA of Arachis ipaensis, 1393 nucleotides long. Its product is annotated as NAD(P)-binding Rossmann-fold superfamily protein. The record is from RefSeq and is a predicted model, not a curated record. Lineage: Eukaryota; Viridiplantae; Streptophyta; Magnoliopsida; Fabales; Fabaceae.